AAUACAUCAUGACAAUGUAAACUCUGUAAGAGGAGAAAAGGGAACGUUUGGGGUUUCAGAAAGGGUUUUUAUAUUCCUUCUUAUUCUUCUUCCGCUUCUUCCCUCAAACAGAGAGAGGAAACAACUACGAUGGAGGGUGUAUCGUACGCGCGCAUGCCUCGGGUGAAAAUUCGCGAGCUGAAGGACGAUUACGCGAAGUUCGAGCUGCGCGAUACGGACGCGAGUAUCGCGAACGCGCUGCGGCGCGUGAUGAUCGCGGAGGUGCCGACGAUCGCGAUCGACCUGGUGGAGAUCGAGGUAAACUCUUCGGUGCUCAACGACGAGUUCAUAGCGCACAGGCUCGGCCUCAUUCCGCUCACUAGCGAGCGUGCAAUGUCCAUGCGCUUCUCACGUGACUGCGACGCCUGCGACGGCGACGGCCAGUGCGAGUUCUGCUCCGUCGAGUUUCAUCUUAGGGUUAAGUGUAUGACUGACCAGACACUCGAUGUCUCCAGCAAGGACCUCUACAGUUCCGACCAUUCCGUCGUUCCCGUCGAUUUCUCUGACCCUUCUAACCAUGAAUCCAGCGACAACAGGGGAAUUAUCAUUGUGAAGUUGAGGCGAGGACAGGAGCUGAGGCUGAGGGCGAUAGCUAGGAAGGGGAUUGGCAAAGAUCAUGCCAAAUGGUCACCUGCUGCAACUGUCACUUUCAUGUAUGAACCAGAGAUUCAUAUAAACGAGGACUUGAUGGAGACAUUGACUCUUGAAGAGAAAAGAGAAUGGGUUGAUAGUAGUCCUACUCGUGUGUUUGAAAUUGAUCCAGUAACACAACAGGUCAUGGUGGUUGACGCUGAGGCAUACACAUAUGACGAUGAGGUGCUUAAGAAGGCAGAAGCUAUGGGCAAGCCAGGGCUUGUAGAAAUUAUUGCGAGGCAGGAUAGUUUCAUAUUCACAGUUGAAUCUACUGGGGCAAUUAAAGCUUCUCAAUUAGUACUAAAUGCCAUAGAAAUUCUCAAGCAGAAGCUGGAUGCUGUGCGGCUAUCUGAAGAUACAGUGGAGGCAGAUGAUCAGUUUGGUGAGCUAGGUGCACAUAUGCGAGGUGGAUGAUCAAGUCUGCUUGAAGGAUAUCAAACUUGUUUCCUUGAACUUGUUUCUUGCAUGUCGUAUUUGUCUGAAUAGUUGUAGCAUGUGUUAACUUGUUCAGCUUGAGCCAAAUAUGCAAAUGAUUAGUGUUACCUCUUGAAGAUAGAUGGUGAUGCUUCACAUUUAUGUUACCUAGCUUGGCGGCGGUGGUUAGCAUGUAGUAUGUUUUUGGCUAAAAUAUAUAUUUUAUCUCUUAUCUUUAAAUCAAAU
Molecule: messenger RNA, 1332 nt
Organism: Cajanus cajan (pigeon pea)
Lineage: Eukaryota; Viridiplantae; Streptophyta; Magnoliopsida; Fabales; Fabaceae
Product: DNA-directed RNA polymerases II, IV and V subunit 3
Biological process (GO): transcription by RNA polymerase II
Cellular component (GO): RNA polymerase II, core complex
Molecular function (GO): protein dimerization activity; DNA binding
Source: RefSeq, a predicted model, not a curated record